Messenger RNA from Centropristis striata (black sea bass), 1756 nucleotides. RefSeq names its product hes-related family bHLH transcription factor with YRPW motif 2 (gene hey2). The transcript has 5 exons. NCBI's taxonomy places the organism in Eukaryota, Metazoa, Chordata, Actinopteri, Perciformes, Serranidae. The record is from RefSeq and is a predicted model, not a curated record. Bases 582 to 1604 code for a protein of 340 amino acids. Gene Ontology annotation, cellular component: nucleus. Gene Ontology annotation, molecular function: RNA polymerase II cis-regulatory region sequence-specific DNA binding; DNA-binding transcription factor activity, RNA polymerase II-specific; protein dimerization activity. Gene Ontology annotation, biological process: Notch signaling pathway; anterior/posterior pattern specification; regulation of neurogenesis.
UGUGUGUGUGUGUGUGUGUGUGUGUGUGUGUGUGUGUGUGUGUGUGUGUGUGUGUGUGGCUCCCAGGCUCCGUGGGAAAGCUGCAGCAGAGGAGGAGGAGGAGGAGGAGGAGGAGGACACACCGGUCACCAGUCCAGCCUGUAGCCGCCUCACGGGCCACCUGCCCCGGACUAUUUACCGGAGAGUCCCCGCUGGAAGAACAACUCCUGGAGGCUCCGAGGAAAACAUUUCUACACACUUUUAUUAUCUGUUUUAUCGAGAUUAUGAACCAGAAUCAGUGACUCUGGAUUGUGCAUCAUGCUCAACUCUUCCUGCUGAUGUUCUGGAUUCUCACUUUUGGAAACUAACCUCCAACUUUUUGCAUCAACUCCUGGAUUAAACAAACAAAUCUGCUAUAAUAUUCCUGUAAAACCUAAUAAUAAUAAUUACUCCGUGUCCUACUGGUGUUGUGGCAUUAUUUGCAUACAUUUAUUGUCUCAGAUAUAUUAGAAGAAUCGCGGGAAAUCACUUUUAUUGAGAGCUGUGGUAUAAAGCUCCGCUCCCCGGGGACAGACCGCAGCCCUGCCCGGCCUCCGAGCACCAUGAAGCGGCCGUGUGAGGACAGCAGCUCGGCUGAGAGUGACGCGGAGGAGACGAUCGAUGUGGGCAGUGAGAGCAUCUACCCGGGACACAUGAAGGCAUCCUUCAUCAGGUGUGGUUCUCCAACGACGACCACUCAGGUGAUGGCGAGGAAAAAACGCAGAGGGAUCAUCGAGAAGCGACGGCGAGACAGAAUCAACAGCAGUCUGUCAGAGUUACGGAGGCUCGUCCCCACCGCCUUCGAGAAGCAGGGCUCGGCUAAACUGGAGAAGGCAGAGAUCCUGCAGAUGACCGUGGACCAUCUGAAGGUGCUGCAGGCCACCGGAGGGAAAGGUUUUCUGGACGCCCACGCUCUGGCGCUGGACUUCCUGUCUCUGGGUUUCCGGGAGUGUGUGACGGAGGUUUCCCGCUACCUGAGCGCCGUGGAGGGCCUGGACUCCAGCGACCCCCUACGCUCCCGCCUCCUGUCCCACCUCGCCUCCUGCGCCUCCCAGCGUGACGCCGCCGCCGCCACCAUCACCAUGACCUCACACCACCACCACCUCCACCCCCAACACCUCCUCCACCUCCAGCAGCCUCACCACCUCCACCCCCAGCACUGGGCCGCCGCCGUCGCCACCGCCACCGCUUUCCGCCCUCUUCCGAUGUCUCCUGACGCCGGAGGAGGAGGAGGUGGAGCCCCCCAGAGGCUGGCGGAGCUGUCCCACCGCAGUGUGACCUCCUCCUUCUCCUCCUCCUCCCAUGCAGACUCCACCUCCUCCUCUCCUUCCUCCUCCUCCUCCUCCUCGUCUCUCGUGCUCCCCUGCACCCCUACUCCUCUCUCCGCCUCCCUCCUCUCGUUCCCCAUUGCCCUCCACGGAGGUUUCCCCAUCCUGCCGCCCUCCUCCUUCACCUGCACCACCAGCCCUCCCAUCUCUUCCUCCUCCUCCUCCUCCUCCUCCUCCUCCUCCUCCUCCUCCGUGACUCCUCUCAGCAGCAGCAGUAAGCCGUACCGGCCGUGGGGGACGGAGGUCGGAGCGUUUUAACCUCAAACACUUUGUCCACCAGUCGUCAGAUAUUAAGAACCGACUGGUUUUAACACCAACAAACUGCUUCUGUCUGUUAACUGUUUUUAUAACGUUUCCACCUGCUGAUUUCACACAACGACCAGCGUUUCUCUUGUAACAUGUUUUAAUAA